Neolamprologus brichardi is the source of this 494-nucleotide messenger RNA. The record is from RefSeq and is a predicted model, not a curated record. NCBI's taxonomy places the organism in Eukaryota, Metazoa, Chordata, Actinopteri, Cichliformes, Cichlidae.
CAGGUGUCUCUGACUGAGAUUUUAGGUUUUGUUGAGCCCGUUAAUGCAGAGACAGCAUGGCUGUGCUGAACCUGCUCCAUCAUGGACUCUUCUGGACUCUGCUGUGUGUCUUAUUUCUACUUUCUGCCUCUGAAGAGCUAAACAUCACAGCUGGACAGAGCGUCACUCUGACAUGUCGAGCUCCAAAUAGCAACAUCCCGAUCACAGUUGUAGAGUGGAGCAGAGCUGACCUGAAGGAAGAAUAUGUCCUUAUGUACCGGGACGGUCACUUAUAUGCAGAUGGUCAGCAUCCAUCUUUUAAGAACCGGGUGGAUCUGCAGGACAGACAGAUGAAGGAUGGAGACGUGUCUUUGAUUCUGAAAGAUGUGACGAUUAAUGACACUGGAACAUACGAGUGUCGUGUCGUCCAGAGAAAAACAAACCGCAGGAAGAGAGCUCAUCUGAAGACUGACCCCAUCAGCAGCAUCUACCUGAGUGUUGUUGAACCUUGUUAA